AGAAUCAUGAAGUAAAGAAAAGGGAAAUCAUAAUUAAAUCUAACCCUUUUAUUUCCAAAAGACCAUACAAUAAACCUUCUGGAUUAAAUAAAAGUGGAAAUAAUCAAUCGACAAUAAGUUUAGAUGACGAAUUGAUAAUGUUAAAUUCGCGAUUAAUGCAAUGGUGUUUUUUGAAUGCUAAAGCUGAACAUGCAUUCGAUUUUCAAAAACAAACUGUUGAGACACAAUUGAAGGAUGCUUGGGAAUUGCUUAUGAAGAAACAAAAUGAAAUGUCAACCUUAUGUCGAAAAUUUACUUUAGAGAAAGAAAUAAUAGAGUUAGAUAUAACGUUGAAAUCACAAGCAAAUUUAUUGUUACAGAUUAAUCAACAUUUAGAACAUUUUAAAACGCGUUAUAUCGCAUUUGUAACUGCCUUGGCAAGUACUACUACUGCCAUGCCAAUUGCUUAUAUAUUAACAGGAGAAUUUAAACAUUUAACAGAAGAGAUUAAUAAAUGUUCGAAUUCUUUGGAUGAGACAUUACAAAAUUGGGAAAAAGAGUCAUCAACUAUACAUAAUAUUGCCAAUUUGAUUUACAAACUUUAUAUCAAUAUCAAGGAAGAAAUUCAAGAAUUAAAUGAAUGUAAUUCUCUUUUACAGAAAAUUUCCGAGGCCGAAAUCCUUGAGACAAGUUUAAGAAUACAAAAAAUUGAGAUCAUAAGUGAUUAA
Diversispora eburnea is the source of this 707-nucleotide messenger RNA. NCBI's taxonomy places the organism in Eukaryota, Fungi, Glomeromycota, Glomeromycetes, Diversisporales, Diversisporaceae. The record is from the annotation of a GenBank genome assembly.